ACUAGCUAUAGUUGUUGUUGUUGUUUGCUUUGAUUUGAAACAGAAGAAGAGUAGCUUAGCUUCUACUUGUUCUAUUCUAUUCUAUUCUAUUCUUUUCUUUACUCUCUCCACACUCCUCCACUCAACAAAACUCUUUAAAAAUAAAACCCACUAUCUUCUCUCUUUCAUUCUUCUUCUUCUUCUUCUUCUUUGGCGUGUGAAAAUGGAGAGGAACACACCGGUGAGAAAACCACACACUUCAACUGCAGAUCUACUUGUUUGGUCUGAAACUCCAAUCAAUGAUUCUCCAGCUCCUCCUUCUUCUAACACUCGUUCUCAUCAGCCGUCGGAUGGGAUCAGUAAGGUGGUGUUUGGAGGUCAGGUUACUGAUGAAGAGGUUGAAAGCUUAAACAAACGAAAGCCUUGUUCGGAGUAUAAGAUGAAGGAGAUUACUGGUAGUGGAAUAUUUGUAGCCAAUGGAGAAGAUGAGGCCCCAGAGGAUGGCAGUGCUAACCCUUCAGCAAAUAAAACCGGAAUUCGCAUGUACCAGCAAGCUAUUGCUGGAAUCAGUCAUAUCUCCUUUGGCGAGGAAGAGAGUGUUUCGCCAAAAAAGCCUGCUUCCUUGCCUGAGGUGGCCAAGCAGCGUGAGCUCAGUGGAACUAUGGAAAGUGAAGACAAUAAGUUGAACAAGCAGCUUUCUGAUGCAAAGUGCAAGGAGCUUAGUGGUCAUGACAUAUUUGCUCCACCACCAGAAAUCAAACCUCGGCCAAUUACUCCUCGCAUACUGGAGUUGAAAGGGAGCAUAGGCCUUGGAGAAAGCCAUGGUGAUGGAGAUCAAGAUGCAACAACAGGGGAACCUGUUCUGAAAACAGCAAAGAAGAUUCUUAACCAGAAAUUUGCAGAACUGUCAGGAAACAACAUAUUUAAAGGCGACUCUCCACCUUUGGCUGCUGAGAAAUCAUUGAGUGGGGCAAAACUUCGAGAGAUAAGUGGGAGUAACAUCUUUGCUGAUGGGAAGGCGGAGUCUAGAGACUAUCUAGGAGGUGUACGGAAGCCGCCUGGUGGCGAGAGCAGCAUUGCGCUGGUAUAAUUUGUUAGGUCUAACUUAUUUCAUAUACUGUUCUUUGUUUUGGUUUUAAUUAAUUUUUAGUGGGGAUGUGUUAUUAAUAUUAUUUGACCUUGUAUUUCUGGGUUUUGGGAAUUUGCCUUUUAGGUUCCUUGAUUAAUAUCUUGACCAAAAAGGACCAUUGCUAAUUGGUUGUUUGUUCAUAAUCAUGUGUUUUCUUCCGUGCUUGCUUAAUGAAGUGAUUUGGACUGUUUACUCCA
Messenger RNA from Medicago truncatula (barrel medic), 1305 nucleotides. RefSeq lists its product as uncharacterized. The coding region runs from base 203 to 1069 and encodes 288 amino acids. The transcript has 5 exons. The record is from RefSeq and is a predicted model, not a curated record. Lineage: Eukaryota; Viridiplantae; Streptophyta; Magnoliopsida; Fabales; Fabaceae.